Molecule: messenger RNA, 4717 nt
Organism: Felis catus (domestic cat)
Lineage: Eukaryota; Metazoa; Chordata; Mammalia; Carnivora; Felidae
Gene: KCNH6
Product: potassium voltage-gated channel subfamily H member 6
Exons: 15
Coding region: 1745-4699 (984 amino acids)
Biological process (GO): membrane repolarization during action potential; regulation of ventricular cardiac muscle cell membrane repolarization; regulation of heart rate by cardiac conduction
Cellular component (GO): membrane
Molecular function (GO): inward rectifier potassium channel activity
Source: RefSeq, a predicted model, not a curated record
AGUGGAUCCUGCUGGGCCUCUGCCUCAUCCUGACGCUGCGCUCAAUCAGCCUGAUCAUUCAAAUUCUCACACAGCACAACAGAAAGCCUCUGUGGAUGAGAGCUGAAUGGUGGAGCUGGGACUAGACACCAGUACAACUGCUGUUGGCACCGUAAUGGCAGGACACCCAUCAGGAGUGUGCCCCUGCAUAACAUCUUUAGGUGGCACAGGCCGUAGAACAUAGAAGACUUGGAAACUGUAUGAAUGAGAAAGCUCUAAGUCCCUCCUCAGAGCUCAGCAUCCUGCUCUGAGUUCAUGAGAAACAGCCCCACCUUUCCUACACAGUCAGCCUGCACCCCCACACAAGGGGCAGCCAGGACAACUCUGCCUCACUAGGAGGCCACACUUGCAGCCCUCCCAUUCCCCAGCCACAGUGGCCAACACACUGCCCCCAUCAGGCAUUGUGGCUCUGCGUGGCAAAGGCACACCCAGCCUAGGACUCCAAGCCUCUCAUCUGGACUCCAGCGAAAACCUCACUGAGCCUCCUUGUCCAUCCUCUCUCCCCCACCCGCCAUUGUAAAGUUUCUUUCACUGAAAUACUUCCUUUGUGUCUAACUGCUCAAGAACUUGGUUGUCCAUCAAUUAAAUCUAGAUGUUCAAAAUGGCAUCUGAGGGUCUUUAUCAAUUCACCUUUUGUCCAAACUUCACCCCUCCUAUGCCCCAGCUCAGUCCCUUUGCAUUGAUUCCACCAUGGGCCUUUGCCUAAGGUGUAUGCCCCAUUUGAAUGUUUGCCUUCGAAGGCCUGACUCAAAACUGGUCAUUGGAUACUCUGCAAAGUUCCAAGACCACUGAGAUGCUCAAUGAACAGUGAUCCCUUUCUCUCUCUCUCCUCUCCAAGAAACCUCUUUCAAUAAACCUCACCCCAUCCCCAUCUGCUCUUCUAGUGUAUUCAUUUUCAAUCAGUACUCAGACACUUUUAUCAGUGGUCACUUGCUAAUAGGUGGUUUUAAAUCUAUUCUGCUCCCAAGCAGUGCCUGUAUGCUAAGAGCUCUCAGGUCCCUGAAGAAGGUACCUUAUUGUAUUAUUAUUAUUAUUUUUUUUUUUUUUGUACACCUUCAUAUGCACUCCAACCUCAUUAUCCCAGGGCCAGGGCCACGUUAAGCUUGCCACUUAGGAGCUCUGCAUGGACACUGGGAUUGGGCACUUAGCAAGGUCGUGUUAAGAGGGCUAUAAUAGCUCCUUCUGCUCCCCCACUCCCCACUUUCUACCUGAAAGACGGCCCAGCAACGUCCUGACUGCCCUUCGGUAUCGGUAUUGGGAGAGGGUCGGAGCGGGGUUGAGGCCAUUGGCCAGUGGGACAGGAGCAAAAGAAGCUCCUGAGAGGAGCCCUGACCGCAUUCCUGGCUCGGCACUUCUGCCCAGCUCCACCCCCUAGGAGUCAAGGCCCCGCCCCUGCCCCGUCGGGUCCGGGAGAGGUUGCCCCCGCCCCGCGAACUCCGCCCCGCCGCCGCGCUACUUCUUUCAGCACCGCGGCGCGGACAGCUCCGGGGCGGGAGCAGAGGGAGUGAGUUACGGCCGCGGUCGGUCAGGGAGGGCUGUGCAGGGCAGGGGAGGGUAGACGCAGGCGGGCAGGCAGGGCACGGAGCCCCGCGACCCUCCCCGGAGGAGGCACCCACCCGGAACCGGACGCCGCUGAGCCCGAAGACAGACGGAGACGCAGGGAGCCGGGGCACUGGUGGCUCCGGGGAGAGGCCGCGGCCAAAAGAUGCCUGUCCGCAGGGGCCACGUCGCGCCCCAAAACACGUACCUGGACACCAUCAUCCGCAAGUUCGAGGGCCAGAGUCGGAAGUUCCUGAUCGCCAAUGCUCAGAUGGAGAACUGUGCCAUCAUUUACUGCAACGACGGCUUCUGUGAACUCUUUGGCUAUUCCCGAGUGGAGGUGAUGCAGCGACCGUGCACCUGUGACUUCCUCACAGGCCCCAAUACCCCACGCAGUGCCAUGUCCCGUCUAGCGCAGGCCCUACUGGGGACAGAGGAGUGCAAGGUGGACAUCCUCUACUACCGCAAAGAUGCCUCCAGCUUCCGAUGCCUGGUGGACGUGGUACCUGUGAAGAACGAGGAUGGAGCCGUUAUCAUGUUCAUCCUCAACUUCGAGGAUCUGGCCCAGCUCCUGGCCAAGAGCGAGCGCCGCAGCCUGUCCCAGUGCCUGCUGUCCCAGAGCUUCCUUGGCUCCGAGGGCUCUCAUGGCAGGCCAGGUGCACAGGGUCCUGGUACAGGCAGGGUCAAGUACAGGACCAUCAGCCAGAUCCCGCAGUUCACACUCAACUUCGUGGAGUUCAACCUGGAGAAGCACCGCUCGGGCUCCACGACAGAGAUUGAGAUCAUCGCACCACACAAGGUGGUGGAGCGGACCCAGAACGUCACCGAGAAGGUCACCCAGGUUCUGUCCCUGGGUGCGGACGUGCUGCCGGAGUACAAGCUGCAGGCGCCACGCAUCCACCGCGGGACCCUCCUGCACUAUAGCCCCUUCAAGGCCGUGUGGGACUGGCUCAUCCUGCUGCUGGUCAUCUACACAGCCAUCUUCACGCCCUACUCGGCCGCUUUCCUGCUCAGCGACCAGGAUGAAUCUCAACGCAUGGACUGCGGCUACACCUGCAGUCCACUCACUGUGGUGGACCUCAUCGUAGACAUCAUGUUCGUUGUGGACAUUGUCAUCAACUUCCGCACCACCUACGUCAACACCAAUGACGAGGUGGUCAGCCACCCUCGCCGCAUUGCCAUCCACUACUUCAAGGGCUGGUUCCUCAUUGACAUGGUGGCUGCCAUCCCAUUUGACCUUCUCAUCUUCCGCACCGGCUCUGAUGAGACCACAACCCUGAUCGGGCUGCUGAAAACAGCGAGGUUGCUGCGGCUGGUGCGUGUGGCACGGAAGCUGGACCGCUACUCUGAGUAUGGAGCGGCCGUGCUUUUCCUGCUCAUGUGCACCUUCGCACUCAUUGCACACUGGCUCGCCUGCAUCUGGUAUGCCAUCGGCAACGUGGAGCGGCCCUACCUGGAGCCCAAGAUCGGCUGGCUGGACAGCCUGGGCGCCCAGCUUGGCAAGCACUACAACGGCAGCGACCCGGCCUCUGGCCCCUCAGUGCAGGACAAGUAUGUCACGGCCCUGUACUUCACCUUCAGCAGCCUUACCAGCGUGGGCUUCGGCAAUGUCUCCCCCAACACCAACUCUGAGAAGGUCUUCUCUAUCUGCGUCAUGCUCAUCGGCUCCCUCAUGUACGCCAGCAUCUUUGGCAACGUGUCUGCCAUCAUCCAGCGUCUGUACUCCGGCACUGCCCGCUACCACACGCAGAUGCUGCGAGUCAAGGAGUUCAUCCGCUUCCACCAGAUCCCCAACCCGCUGCGGCAGCGCCUGGAAGAGUACUUCCAGCACGCCUGGUCCUACACCAACGGCAUUGACAUGAAUGCGGUGCUGAAGGGCUUCCCUGAGUGCCUGCAGGCCGACAUCUGCCUGCACCUGCACCGCGCGCUGCUGCAGCACUGCCCAGCCUUCCGCGGCGCCAGCAAGGGCUGCCUGCGCGCGCUGGCGGUCAAGUUCAAGACCACGCACGCACCGCCUGGGGACACGCUGGUGCACCUCGGCGAUGUGCUCUCCACGCUCUACUUCAUCUCCCGAGGUUCCAUCGAGAUCUUGCGUGACGACGUGGUCGUGGCCAUCCUAGGAAAGAACGACAUCUUUGGGGAGCCCAUUAGCCUUCAUGCCCGGCCUGGCAAGUCCAGUGCAGAUGUGCGGGCCCUGACCUACUGUGACCUGCACAAGAUCCAGCGGGCAGACCUGCUGGAGGUGCUGGACAUGUACCCUGCGUUUGCAGACAGCUUCUGGAGUAAGCUGGAAGUCACCUUCAACCUGCGGGACGCAGGCGGGGGUCUCCAGUCAUCACCCCAACCAGCUCCAGGCAGCCAGGACCACCAAGGCUUCUUCCUCAGUGACAACCAGUCAGCUGCAGCCCCUUCUCUGAGCAUCUCAGAUGCAUCUGGCCUCUGGCCUGAGUUGCUGCAUCAAAUGCCCCCAAGGCCAAGGGACAGCCCCCCAAACCCUCAGGGAGACCCAGACUGCUGGCCUCGGGAGCUAGGCUCCAGGCUGGAGCAGCUUCAGGCCCAGAUGAACAGGUUGGAGUCCCGCAUGUCCUCAGACCUCAGCCGCAUCCUACAGCUCCUUCAGCAGCCCCUGCCCCAGGGCCACACUGGCUACAUUCUAGGAGCCCCUACCUCCAAUGACUUGGCCUUGUUUCCCGUGGCCUCAACCACUCAGAGUCCGGGAACUAGGCUGCCCCAGGGUGGUCUGCCCCCUGCACAGGUCCCAGGCUGUGGUGACUUGAACAAGUGUAGGCUGAAGCGAAAGAACUCCUCCUCCGGGGUGCCUCCCCUGGUCAUGGCAACAGACAAAAUUCUCACACUGUCCCUGGAACAGGAGCAGCCUGAGGGGCUUCUGUCACCCCUAGCCUCACCUCUGCAUCCCCUGGAGAACUAUACACCGCUUCAUGGACCAGGACCCAAGGUUAGUGAGACCUCCUGCCAAGAGCCUGUAAACUCACUGGAGAUGAAAGUGUCCUCUGUAGUGGACACAUCAGAGCACAGAGUUCCAGCCCCCAGCCGCUCUGCCCCUCAUGGUUCUAUGAUGACCUUUGGGACUCUAGCGGGCAGUGGAAUGUCUCACAGCUAAUAAAGUCUGCACAUUUCA